Vigna umbellata (rice bean) is the source of this 744-nucleotide messenger RNA. Lineage: Eukaryota; Viridiplantae; Streptophyta; Magnoliopsida; Fabales; Fabaceae. The record is from RefSeq and is a predicted model, not a curated record.
AUGGCUGGGAUGGUUCACAGUAAUUUGUCGGUGUUUGAUGGUAAAGGCUACGACGAUUGGUGCGUUAAGAUGGACUCUAUUCUGCGUUUCCAAGAAGUGGACGAGAUAGUCAAGAAAGGCUUCAAAGAACCGUUGAAGGGAGAUUCAGAAGAAGCAAAGAGACAACACAAGGAGAAUACAAGGUUGGACUACAAGACUCGAAUGUUGUUGCACCAGUGUGUGUCGGCUGCUAACUUCCAGAAAGUCUCGAAAGCUGUUACGGCGAAGGAGGUUUGGGAUAUCCUGCAAGAAGGCUAUGCAAAUUCUGAAAAAGUCAAGAAGAUCAGAUUGCAAUCUCUUCAGAGACAUUAUGAACCCUUAGGCAUGGGAGAGCAAGAAUCAGUCGUUGAGUACAUCGGAAGGAUCCAAGUAGUGGUGAACGCCAUGAGAGCCUGUGACAAAGUCGUGAAAGAUAAGAAAAUUGUGGAGAAAAUACUCAAAAUGUUAACCCCACAGUGUUACCAUAUAGUCUUGGCCAUAGAAGAAUGUAAAGAUCUUGAGAAUAUGAGAGUCGAGGAAUUACAGAAUUCUCAGGAGGAACAUGAGCAGAGAUUGGUUGAAAGAAGAAAUGCGGAAAAGGUGGUGGUUCAAGGCACAAAUCAAGCCUUUCAAGCCAGAAAUAAUCAAAGCUACAAGGGUCGUGGAGUUGGAAGAGGUAGAGGUCGAUCACGAGGGGGACGAUCAGGAGGCAGAAAGAUUGACUGA